Molecule: messenger RNA, 4298 nt
Organism: Closterium sp. NIES-67
Lineage: Eukaryota; Viridiplantae; Streptophyta; Zygnematophyceae; Desmidiales; Closteriaceae
Source: the annotation of a GenBank genome assembly
UUGGCAGAAAUUGCUGUUGCUAAGAUAGUGGGCGAAAUUCCAGCAUUCCAGCGUUCCAGCGUGCGUAGUUUAUUCCGUUCUGUUCUAUUUGGGGAACCUUUGUCGUGUGGCUUGGCCGGAGCAUUGGUUUGUGUGUAGUCCUUGGACGAGCCCGUGAUUGUUAUUAGUUGUUAUGUUAUUUCCUCGCUGCUGUAAUGGCGCCCCCGUGAGCAGCAAGGUCUCGGUCCCCGCGACGGCGUAGCGGUUCAGUGAACAAUACCACAUUUAACCACCAAAAUUAUACAAUCUCGCGGGUCUGUUCGGGUUUUUUUUUUUUUUUUUUUGUGUGUGUGUAGAAAACCGAGUCCUCAUUUCUGUCCUGACAAGUUUUACUCAACGUAACGCGAUAGCUCCAGUUAGUCGCUCCUCCGUACAAUGUGUUGCUGCUUCCGUCUGGCUAAGUAAACGUACCUCCAGCGCUCCGCCAUUCCGGCCUUUCCGGCUUUUCCGGCUUCCUCAGCGUCCCGCAAACACGUACAUCUAGACUUACAUCCUGGCUUUUAGCUUACAGCUGGCAUCGACGAUAUACUUCUAAGUCGACUAUAGCCUCCGGCUUCAUUUGUCUUACAUUUCAUAAUGUCGUGGAUCCGGUCGAAUCUGGCGAAGGUCGGGACGUUCGCCGGGUCGGUGGUGCAGAAAGCGGGGGAUGCCGUGGAGCGAGGCGCCAAGCUGGUGUACGAGCAGGCGGAGAGCGCAGUGGUGGGUCGGCCGCACAACAGUUUCCGACACGCCAUACGGCGGAUAGAGGAGGUGUCGUCCCUCGCACGCGGCAGCGAGCGGAAAGAAGCGUUGGCUCGCUGGCUGGCCGCGCUCUCAGACAUCCAGCAGGAGACCGAACGGCUGCAGGCGCAGUUCCAGAGAAGGAAGAAGAAGCAGGAGAAGCAGGAGAAGCAGGAGAAGCAGGAGAAGCAGGAGAAGUGGGAGAAGCAGGAGCAGAAGAAGCAGGGGGAGGUGACAACUGUGUCAGCUGCUAAUGAUGGUGCCGGUGCUUCUGCCUUGAGCUCAGAACGAGAAAAGACGGAAGCAGCAGGAACGGAGGGGGGUGAGGCACACCCAGAGGCUGUAGCCGAUGCAAAGGGAGCAGCGGCUGGUACAGUUGGCGGUGAAGGCACAGAUGACAGGGCUAAGGCUGGAGGGGAAGGGAAAGGUGUUGGGGAGGCAGGAAUAUCAGAGGAGGCUGUAAUGGAGGACGGGCGAGUGACGGUAGAUGGAGCUGACGGGAAAGCAGAUUCAGGAGCAGCAUCCGAUGCAGUCUCAGGGGCAUCACCAGCAGCACCGUCAAAGGAUGGGAUUGUAGGGGAUGGCGCAGCAGCAGAAGCAAGCACCAAACCAGCUGAAACAGCCGAAACCGCAGCAGCAGAAGCAGAGGAGGUAUCAUCGAUAGGAGAUGGAUCGUCGCAGGAUGGGUCAGCCUAUUCACUAUCACGUUCGGGAUCAACAGGACGAGCUUCCAUGGUUCUCUUCUAUGAUCCUGACGCCGGCAACGAGGCUCUUAACUUCAGGGACGUGUUUCUGCGCUCUAGUGCUCUGGAGCACAUAGUGGCGUCGGUGGUGAUGGAGCCGGGGGACGACGAGGAGAUGCACCUGCUGCGAGGGCUGCUUGGCCUCUGUCUGGCCCUCUCCUCCUCCCAGUGCGACGAGCUACUCUCCGCUGUUAAGUCACUCGGCUCCUCCCUCUCUGCUUACUCCGAACUCAAGCUGUCCAGUGAGGACUUGGCAGCGAUGGUGGCAGAAGCAAUCACAGGGCUGAAGGUCAACCCGGAGAUUGAAAGGGUUGAGCUGGAGUCAUGCCGGCUACAGCAGCUGAUUAUCGAAGCUGCUUCUGCUGCUGCCUCUGCACCUGCUGCGCACCAGCGCUCCGCCUCCUUCUCUGCUGCUUUUGAUGCUGACGACCUGGCUAUUGACGGCCCUGCUGCUGCCGAUGCCACUUCUGCUGCUGAUGCCACUGCUGCUGCCAAUGCCACUGCUGCUGCUGAUGGUGCUCCUGCUGCUGAUGCCACUGCUGCCAGUGGUAGCGCCGAUGGGGAUGGUGGUAGCUCCACUGGCUCAGGCACGGGAGCCAAACCUGUCGACUCUGCUGCUGACACAGAGGCUGAAGGUGGGGAAGGGACGCUGCUGCAGCAGGAGAAAGAGCAGGAGGGGGAGGAGCAGAAAGGAGAGGCAGAAGGGAGUUUACCAGAGGAAGUCAAGGAGGCUGCAGACAAUGCAAGCAAGGGCAACCAGGCAACAGCACAGGCAACAGCACACGCAACAUCACAUGCCACAGAACUUGCAGCAACGCAUGCAAAGGAAGCUGUAACGCACGUGAACGAGGUGGUAACCGCACGGUCACGCGACGCGCUGCGCCUAGGGCUGCGUCUGCUCGCCCUAGAGAAGAAAAAGGAAGUGCUUCUCCAGCUGGGGGACACGCCAGGGGACAGGGCGCUGAAGGUGGAGAGGGUGAGCAGCCUGGCAGCGGAGCUGAGUGAGAGCAUGGAGGGGCUCAAGAGGAAGGCGGAGGAGUGCCGGCAGCAGAGGCAGGAGGCGCUGGCGUACCGAUCGACCAAGUCGCAAGAAGCACGGGAGGCGGAGAAGCUGCUGCUAUCAGAGGCGCAGCAGGUGCAGAAGCGCAAGGAGGAGUUGGAGGAGGAGCUGAGGCGGGUGCAGGCGGCGCUGGACGGCGUGAAUCGGCGGCUGGUGAAGCUGGAGGAGGAGAAGGUGCUCUUCUCGCAGGCCAGCUCUGGGAUCGAGGCCCACCUUGCCUCAGAGGAGGAGUCCCUCACUCACUCCCUGUUCGAGCACGGGGAGGACGCCAAGGCGCUGGAGGGGUGGAAGAGCUUCCUACAGCAGUCAUGGCAGCUGCAGCAGGCGUGUGUGGAGGCGAGGGAGAGGCAGCUCAGGGACGAACUGAGCGAGCGCAAGGGCAAGUUGUGGGCUCUCGCACAGGGGCACGUGCGGCUGUGCAAGUCUGAGCUGCAAGCGUUUGGGCAGUCGGCCAGGUCCAUAGUGGAGCGACUCAAAGGGAUCAAAGCGAAGAGGGAGCAGGCGGAGAAGGAGGGUAAAGACGGGGCAGUGGCCGACAGCAAGCACCGGCGGCUGCAGUGGGAGGAGCGAUUCAUGGCAGCUGAGAUACAGGUGAAACGGUGCAUUGGAGAGUCAGAGAUAGCGAUGCGGGAGAUCAGAGCUUGGUUGGACACUCUCUCCCCCAGCGACAAUGCUCCCAAGCAAGCCGAAAUGCGCUGUUCUCUCGCCGAACUAGAGUCCUUGGUAGCUUCUGUCCGAGCCUUCGACCGCCCGAGCCUUUCUCUGGACCACCCAACAGUGCUCCGGGUGCAGAGGCUCGGCAAGUCCCCUGAUGCGUGGGCCUCUGCCGAAGCUGCCGGCAAAGGUUCAGCCUUCCCUGGUACGGUUGUGGUGGGCCCUCUCUCAGGGCGUACUGAUGCAGGCUCAGCUGCUAGUUAUGCUUCAGGUGGUGGUGGUGGUGAUGGUGGUGGUGGUGGUGGUGGUGGUGGUGGUGGUGGUGCUGCUGCUGCUGCUGCUGCUGCUACUGCUGCUGCUGCUGCUGCUGCUGCUAGUGCAGUUGGUGGUACGGCUGCCAGUGUUUCUGGCACCAGUGAUAGCAUACCGGCAGCAGGAGCAGCAGUGGGAAGACCAGAAGUUGCUGCUGCAGCAGUAGCACAGGAAGCUGCCUCUACAGACUCAGCUAAAUUGCUGAAGAAACCAGCACUUGUUAUUGGAGGAUCAGCAGCCGCAGGGGCAGGUGGGGCGGUACCAACAGGAACAGAGGAGAAUGUUCCCCCUACCCCGUUUGUGAUUUCGGGCGGGAUUCGUCGUCCUGUGGCUCCAGGGUUCAAGGAUAAUCAAGGCACGUCAAAACUGCCGCCCACAGGUGGGAGUGGUUCAGUGUAGGGCAAGUCGAGCAAGGAGAGUAAGGAGAGCAAGCGGAGUAAGAGUGGAGGAAUGGCCGAAGGGGAAGAUUCCUGUGCGGCAGUUGAUGGAAGUGGUGCAGAGUUGUAGUGCAUGGCACGGCUCAAUCAAAAAAUUCUUCACCCUAGAGGUCGAUGUGAUGAUUGCCAGCCAGGUGGUUGGUAGCAGUCAAGCUACCUCGUAGCAAUCAUAUCCGAAGAAUACAUAUUCAAAGAGAUAUACUUACCAGUAUCUAGAUGUCCACAGUAUGUAUUAUGUAGUCACUUACCGUAAUCCCCCGGAUAUAACACCCGCCGAAAUUAAGCACCCCCUGAGUGUUCUAUUCGGGGAGGGUGUUCUAUUGAAGAAUCCGC